AUGAAGUCGAGGUUCAAUAAAACGAAGCGACUUAACAAUGCCUCGUCAGUACAAGUCAUGAAUGAAAUAUUGUUUGAGUUCAUCAAAAAGUUCGCGAAAUCGUCAUUGCUCACGAGCAUGUUUGCCUGGCCGACGAUUUUCCUCGGUGAAAAAACGUACCGUCCUGUGCUUGGAGAUGCAAGCGAUCACCAUAUUGAAAUACUUAAAGGCUCUGGUAUGCAAGUAAUGUCACUGGUAGUUUCACAGGGUUCAGAUUUUACAUUUGGUGAUUUGAUUACAUUUUCUGUUGUGAAUAGCAAGGGAGACAUCGUUGCAGUGACGCGGGAUGAACUGAGUACUUUCAAAGUUUUUAAACGUUCAGGGGAAAGUCGUAUUCUAUGUGAAGCUCCCAGGGAAGAGCAUACGUCAGAAUGCUACGUUAGGUCGAUGGAAAUCGAUGCUGAAGAUAACCUAUACGUCAUCACUGGAUUAAAAUCAAUGAUGAAUCAUGGAGUUUGA
Paramuricea clavata is the source of this 498-nucleotide messenger RNA. The record is from the annotation of a GenBank genome assembly. Lineage: Eukaryota; Metazoa; Cnidaria; Anthozoa; Malacalcyonacea; Plexauridae.